AUGGGACCUCCGCCUAUCCCUUCUCAUGCCACGGCUGUGCCUUCUCCGCCGCCGACUUCAGAGCCAAAGAGGGAUGCGCUGCUGGAGGAGGAUCUGCCGAAAAGCGUCCUUUUGCAGAAGUGGCGAGCGCGAGAAGGGCGGCCGGAGGUGGAUGAGGAAGUGCUGCUGAGAGACGUAAUAUUCCUCCUGCAAGGCAUCAAUGGCAAGUACGUCGGCUUCGAAGAAGUGCGCGAGCUGCCUUCCAACGAGAUCAUCGAUGGCGCAAGGCCACGGGACCCAGAGACGGUCCUGCAUGUGCGCUUUCACGAGGACCAAGGGGCUACCAUUGCGCAACCGACAAGACAUCUCAUCCAUCGCAUUGCCGAGCUGGGACGGUUGUACAGGCGUGCCAAUGACUUUAGCCAACAACGAUCGCAGCAAGAAGGCGUCGGUCUGAUCAUGCAGUCGUUGUGCCACUUCAUCUCGUCGGAGUUGACAGAUUACUACCGGUUGAUUGCCAUUCUGGAAGCGCAACUCAAUCGCAAGGGCACAAAAGACGAUGGUAAUGGCCUCUCGCUCCGGCGCAUUGCGGUUUGGACCGAGGACGUGACGCUGAGGAUGCGUCUUAUCAGCACCGUGAUCGAGAGCUGUCAGGACUCGCACGGCGGAGCAAUCGUCUCCCUCAUCCACUCGUACACAUUCAAUGGCGACCCUUUUGUCCGCAGCUUCACCGCGCAAAUCUUAGAGGAGGUGUCGAAGCCUUUCUUCCACUCACUCUCAAGAUGGAUCUUUGAAGGCGAGCUCCAAGAUCCCUUUGGCGAGUUCUUUGUCGAGCUCAACCCAGACAUCAAGGCCGGACGGGGGCCUCUGGACGACUUUGAAGGAGAGAACGAGGCGGCGUCGCUGUGGCAGGACCAGUUUAUCUUCAAGACGGACAUGCUGCCAAGCUUUCUGGGCGAAGAUUUUGGUCGUAAGAUUUUCUCGACGGGCAAAUCUCUGAACUUCAUCCGCUUCAGCUGCGGUGAUGGCGACUGGGUGGCCACGCGCAACAAUCUCAGUAACUCUGGUCGCGAUCUGAGAUACGCUGAUUUGCCUGGUCUCGAACGGACAAUCGACACUGCGUACAACAUUGCCAGUACCCGGCUCCUUGACAUUUUCCUCGACAAGUUCAAGCUGCUCGAUCACUUGCGUGCGCUCAAAGACUACCUCAUGCUCACGAGGGGCGACUUCGUGGAUCUUCUCAUGGAGUCACUUGGACCGUCGCUCAGCCGACCAGCCUCCUCUCUUUUCCGGCAUAAUCUGACCGCUUCGCUCGAGACUGCCGUGCGAGGUAGCAAUGCCCAGUUUGACGACGCAGAUAUCCUCCGUCGGCUCGAUGCUCGUAUUCUGGAAUUUGUCGCAGGCGAUACCGGCUGGGACACCUUUACGCUCGAGUACAAGGUCGACUCGCCCGUCAAUACGGUCUUGGAUGGACAGGCAAUGCUGGGUUACCAGACGAUCUUCAACCAUCUUUGGAAGACGAAGCGCGUCGAGAUUGCUCUGACGAGGAGCUGGGAGAAGCUCUUUUCUGUGUCCAACAUCCUGCGGAGGCUCAAAAAGGGCAAGAAGCAACUCCUCAGCGCCGGAUUGGAGCGGCACGCACACCAGGCCUUGCUCCUGCUGAGCGAGAUGAUCCAUUUCGUCCGGCAAAUGCAGGGCUUCUGCCAGCUGGAAGUCAUCGACUAUUCGUGGCAGGAUCUCAAGACUUUCUUUGCCAAGCGACAAGGAGACCUCGACGAGCUCAUUCAGUCUCACCGGGCCUAUCUGAAUGCCCUCAUCGGCAAGGUCCUCUUGCGGGGUGGGCGACGCGGGGCCGGCGAUCACCUCGCACAGGAGGUACGGGCAAACUACGACACGAUGCUGGCCUUUUCAAACGGCAUCGACGACCUCGCAGCCAACAUCUCUGCGCAGCUCUCCCGUGUCGAGCUGGACCAGGACGCGCUGCCGCCCAUCGAUCCGAACGCACUGGUCAAGAUCAUGACGCGGGUCCAGGAUCAGGCUGCCCAGUUCCAGGAGCGGACGCAAGGCAUCAUUGCACGGCUUGAAAAGCACGCCAAUCUGGUCGUGAGGGACCUGGGAACGAGGCUCAAUUUCAACACAUAUUACGCCAAUGCGAGAAAGGCUUCCUCGUCAUCGGCGGCGGCAGCAAAUAUCGUUGCUUCGUCGUCGAUGAUGACGACGGCCACAGCGCGGACUACGGCGGCGAGGGAAGAGACGACGGCUGCAUGA
Acaromyces ingoldii is the source of this 2247-nucleotide messenger RNA. RefSeq lists its product as hypothetical. Lineage: Eukaryota; Fungi; Basidiomycota; Exobasidiomycetes; Exobasidiales; Cryptobasidiaceae. Gene Ontology annotation, molecular function: microtubule minus-end binding; gamma-tubulin binding. The record is from RefSeq and is a predicted model, not a curated record. Bases 1 to 2247 code for a protein of 748 amino acids. Gene Ontology annotation, biological process: cytoplasmic microtubule organization; meiotic cell cycle; spindle assembly. The transcript is spliced from 3 exons. Gene Ontology annotation, cellular component: gamma-tubulin small complex; centrosome; equatorial microtubule organizing center.